AUGAUAUUGUCGUGGAAUAACAUGAAGUGUAUACCUCAAAGAGUCAUUUUAUCUGUGAUUUUAUGUCUUGGAACUAUCAAUAUGUUAGCUCAGAGAGUGAAUUUAAGCAUAGCUAUCCUAUGUAUGACAAAUCACAGUGGCAUGGCUGUCAUUGAUAACAAAAUUGAUCAAAACUUUGCGAUAUCAUCGACUACUGAUUGUAUUCCAGAAUCUUUCAAUAAAACUGAUAGUAUAAUAGAUGGGCCAUUUAUAUGGGAUCGUACAAGUCGAGGAAUUCUAUUGGGUAUAAUAUUUUGGGGUUAUUUUAUUGGACAAAUACCAUCAGGCAUUCUUAUACAAAAAUUCAAUGUACGCUUAGUACUAUUUAUCUCUUUAAUUGUGUUGAGUACAUCAACUAUACUGGUACCAAUUAUAGCAACAAGAUCUUUACACUUAUUUUAUACACUACGUGUAUUGACAGGAUUAUCAUCGGCAAGUUGGUUUCCUGGAUUUUAUCAACUUUGGGCUGCAUGGGCACCACAAAAUGAACGUGGACUUUUGAUUGGAUUCGCUUAUGCAGGCCUUCAUAUCGGCAGUGCUAUUACAUUGCCUAUCACUGCAGCUUUGUGUCAGACAUCUAUUGGAUGGUCGUUAGUAUUCUACUUUUAUGGUACUUUCAGCUUUUUCUACUGUAUAAUAUGGUUUAUAUUCGUCUAUGAUGAACCUAAAUCACAUCCAAGAAUAUCUAUUGAAGAAAAACUUUAUUUAGAAUCAAGUUGUCCAGUUUUGAAGAAGACUGGAAAAAAAAAGAUCCCAUUUAAGUCCAUUUUAACAUCUCUUCCUGUAUGGGCAUUUGUUGCUGUGAAUACUGGUUUGGAUUGGAAUUUGUAUACACUUUUAACUAGUGUACCAACUUAUAUGCGUGAAGUAUUACAAUUUGAUUUUCAAAAGAAUGCUGGAUUAUCUGCAUUACCAUAUAUUGGUAUGUGGAUUGGUCAAUUAUUAUUCGGUUGGUUAUCUGAUAUUUUAUUAUCCAGAAAUCUUUUAAAUCUUAGUUGUGUACGUAAAUUAAUGAAUAGUAUAGGUAUGUUUGGACCAGGUUUUCUAAUGAUUUUAAUUACAUUAUUUAAUUUUCAUCAUAAAUAUCUAGUUGUUAGUCUGUUAACAUUUGGAUUAUUUCUUAACUCUGGUGUAUUCUCUGGUGGUAUGUUAAGUCCUAUUGAAAUUACACCACAAUUUUCUGGUCUAUUAUUUUCUGCCUCAAAUUCAAUUGGUGCUUUAACAGGAUUUUUAGCUCCUAUUGUAGCAAAUUUAUUAACUCCAGAUAAAACAUAUGAACAAUGGCGUUAUGUAUUUUAUCUUGGAGCUGUAAUAUUUAUAACUACUGGAUUAUUUUAUCUCAUCUUUUCAUCAUCAACUAUUCAAUCAUGGUCUAUAGAAAUUGAAGAUUUAAACAACAAUGAUCAUCAUCAUCAUCACAAGAAUAAUGAUAAUCCUAAUAGUAGUAAUAAUAAUAAUAAUAAUUCACCUCAUCCUAUGUAUCAGUUGAAUCAAUGUAAAGAAGGUUAUCAAAGUGAAUUCAUGGAAAUUGUAGACAUCUGA
Messenger RNA from Heterobilharzia americana, 1581 nucleotides. The record is from the annotation of a GenBank genome assembly. Lineage: Eukaryota; Metazoa; Platyhelminthes; Trematoda; Strigeidida; Schistosomatidae.